Hydractinia symbiolongicarpus is the source of this 1276-nucleotide messenger RNA. RefSeq names its product negative elongation factor E-like. Gene Ontology annotation, cellular component: NELF complex. The transcript has 12 exons. Gene Ontology annotation, biological process: negative regulation of transcription elongation by RNA polymerase II. Lineage: Eukaryota; Metazoa; Cnidaria; Hydrozoa; Anthoathecata; Hydractiniidae. The record is from RefSeq and is a predicted model, not a curated record. The coding region runs from base 118 to 996 and encodes 292 amino acids. Gene Ontology annotation, molecular function: RNA binding.
CCAAUUAAAAUAUGUAUUUUCUAUCACCUUAAAAGACUUUAUCAUAGUGACAAUUAGUAGCAGGGUUUAAAUUAAAUCAAUGUUAAUGUUGUAUAAUGGUCAUCGUAAAAUCAAAUAAUGGGUUUGCCAGCAAAGUUAACAGCUGAAGAACAAGCAUUGGUCAACAAAUAUGCACUUCUAAAGAAAAAGAAAAAAGCAGCCCUCAGUCAAAAGCUUGUGCAAGCUCCAACUAAGAGCAGCUCAUCCAUUACACCAAAGAAAAAAGAUGUGUUGUCAGUAAGCCCAAGCAAAGAACCUCAAAUUGCUCCUAAAGAUGCGAAAGAAAAAGCAAAACAGCUCCUUGCAUCUGGUCAACUUAAAAUUAGCAAAGGGAAUGAAAAUCGUUCGUUUAAAAGAGCAAGAGGAUUGACGUCAGAGAAGAAGACAAAAGAAACAACUUUCACAGAAGCUGUAACUUCAACUAAAGACCAAGCAGAAAAGAUCGAAAAUAUCAGAAGAAAUUCUUAUAACAAGUUCGUUUCAGCUGGUGAUAAGAAAGAUUCAGGAACGGAAUCACGAAAAUUUGACCACCCCAGACGACAGAGUAAUUUAUUCGUAUCAGGAUUUGGUUUAACAAGACAUAUUAUGGAUACUUCAUUUCACCGGUUCGGGGAUAUCAAAAACAUCUACUUUGACUCAGACAAAAGUCAUGGCUACGUAACGUAUCAUAGGUACGAAUCUGCAGAGAAAGCAAUAGCUGAGCUUCACGGUUCUAUGAUUGAAAAUGUAACAUUACGAGUAAUGUAUGCACGCAAAAGAAAUUAUGAUGACAAUAGGCAUACAUGGCGACCAAGAGCUCAGCACGCUGCCUUAGAUGAGCCUGAUCAAUCUGACAGUAAUAUGCCAUCACAGAAAACGAAUGUUCCGAGACUAUCAACAGAAAGUUCCAUUAAGAAGAAGGCAGCAUCGAUAGAGAAGCGAUCUUUGGUAACUUAUGACGAUACAUUUGAUUUCUAAAGACAAGUUGGUUUCCUUCAACUUUUAUGGAGAAAUAACGAGCUGCAAAAAAGCUGAAUUUGUAAUCGGUAACACUUAUAUUUAUACACGAUGUAUAAGUACGAUUUACCGACAAUUUACCGACGCAAAGUUAGAUCUAUGAUUUGCAUUGUCAAAAAGCGAGCAGUUGGCAAAAACCCUUUUGACAGGAAGAACAACUAGCGUCUGCGUUUAUAUGAGAAUUUGGAUCUAUUUUUUAUUGAUGGUACUUUUGGUUUAUUAAAAAGUUUUUACAAAGAAA